Molecule: messenger RNA, 704 nt
Organism: Erythranthe guttata (spotted monkey flower)
Lineage: Eukaryota; Viridiplantae; Streptophyta; Magnoliopsida; Lamiales; Phrymaceae
Gene: CPISCA
Product: chloroplast-localized ISCA-like protein
Biological process (GO): iron-sulfur cluster assembly
Cellular component (GO): chloroplast stroma
Molecular function (GO): protein-macromolecule adaptor activity; iron-sulfur cluster binding
Source: RefSeq, a predicted model, not a curated record
UUCUCUCUAUUGUUGUGCUUCGAUUCGUAGCUCGGAACAAAAUCAAUGGCUUUCUCUCAAUCUUUGCGCUAUACCCCAUCCAUUUCUGCUUCACGAAAACCUUCUAUUUCACUUCAAAUCCCUUCUUCCUCGUCUCCUUCCUCAGUUUCUUUUCGAUUUUCGCCUUCUUUCCCCAAAUUCAAAAAGACCCUUUUGCCCAUCAGGUCAGUCUCGGUUGAAGCACCAUCUACGGCUGGAGGAAUCCCACCGGCUAUCGACUUAACAGACGAUGCGCUGAAACACUUGAGUAAGAUGCGGUCCGAAAAAAGUGAAGAUCUUUGUCUGAGAAUUGGUGUCAAACAAGGUGGAUGCUCUGGUUUGUCCUAUACAAUGGAGUUCGAGACAAAAGAGAAUUCGAGACCUGAUGAUUCUGUCAUGGAGUAUAAUGGCUUCGUUAUAGUUUGUGAUCCGAAAAGCCUUCUGUUUCUUUACGGGAUGCAACUGGACUAUAGCGAUGCACUGAUUGGCGGAGGCUUUAAUUUCAAGAACCCGAACGCUACUCAAACUUGCGGUUGCGGUAAAUCAUUUGCUGCGGAGAUGUGAAUGAAAUGUUGUAUAAUACUACACCGUAUUCGAAUAAUAGAAUCCAUAAAUAUAUAUACACUGUAUAAUAUUGGUGUUUGAAAAUAUGUAACUGAUUUUUUUUAGUUAUUUUUUUGUGGUAA